UUCAAAAAUUUCUUGACGCUCUAUUUCUUCUUCUCUGUUCGCUGUAAAAUGCUCUCUUCUUCCUUCGUCCUUUCAUUUUCGGCGAUUCUAAAGCUGACACACCCGUCACAAGUCCGCCGCCGCCGCAAUCUCAGAUUAUACAACUUUUUCCAUUGCCUCCAGAUUUCAGUCUCGAUUCUGGGUAGGUUUCAAGUUUCAACUUUCACGGAGGAAGGAGCGCGUGGGAAAUAAGAGGCACGUUUGGAAACUUGUAUGCUCACGGGGAUAGUGCAAUUACGAGUCAACGUCCAUGCUUCGUACUUGCAGUAUCAUACCAGUGUAGCAGCUUUCUCUACUCUCUCCAAUCUUCUUCAACUAUCUGAACGUGGUGUUGCUUGCUUUCUUCACGGCGUUCUUCACUUUGAUCAUCCCCCUGCAUUUGUCUUCUUUGCUCUACUUUCUCUGUGAUUUCACAUCAUUCACUCAGUACCUUUCCCAAUCGCAAGUUUCGUUUUUCUUUCCUUUCUUUUUGUUUGCUGAUUUUUUCGUUGUGAUCAAUAAAAAAACCCACGUGUUCCUGCUGUUCAUGUUCUAGUUCCUCUUUGUUCACUGUUUCCUCCUAUCUGGGAAAAAAGUUGUAGCAGUAUAUCAGAAGAACAUCUGGGAAAAAAAAAUGGAGUUUGUAGCCACCAUGUUUGGCAAAGUGUUGGAUCUUGUGGUGGAUCCUGUUAAGCGGCAACUGGGUUACCUUUGGAACUACAAGAGCAAUCUUGAGGAGCUGAGGGGAUGUGCUCAGAGGCUCAAAGAUGAAAGGCAGAGUAUGAUUGCUCGAGUUCGAGAAGCUGAAAGAAAUGGAGAAAACAUUGAAGAUCGUGUUAACAACUGGUUGACAGAGAUGGAUGAGAAGAUUGCUGAAAUAGACAUGUUUUUGGGAGAUGAAGACCACUUGAAGACAGGGUGCUCCAACAGUUCGUUUCCUAAUCUGAGGUUAAGGCAUAAGCUCGGCAGAAAAGCAAAGAAGAUGAACCCAGCGUGUGCUGAUCUGGUGCAACAGGCGAACUUCACGAUAAUUUCUUAUCGCCCAGAGCCUAUUGCAAUAGAUGCUGCUCUUUUUGAUGGUGGUUAUGAAUUGUUUAGCUCUAGAGAAGCCAUUAUCGAGGAGGUUAUGAAUGCUCUGAGAGAUUCCACAAUUACAAUGAUCGGUAUCCUUGGGCAAGGUGGUGUUGGCAAAACCACUUUAGCUAAAGCAGUUGCUAGGAAAGCCAUGGCAGAAAAGCUAUUCAAUGUCGUGGUUACGGCAAAUAUAACAAGCACUCCUGAUGUAAGACGGAUUCAAGGAGAAAUAGCAGACAUGUUGGGCUUAAGAUUGGAUGACGAGAGUGAGAUUGGAAGAGCUGGUCGUUUGCUACAAAGGUUGAAGAAGGAGAAAGAGAGCAUUUUGGUUAUCCUUGAUGAUCUUUGGGCAGGACUUGACCUUAACAUGUUGGGGAUUCCAUCUAAUGAUGAUGAUGUCAGCCAGAUGACUAUCAAAGAUAUGCAUGAUUUUGGUCCUAAUAUGUUGAAAACAGAAAAGCGCCCUGGUGGCUUCAAAAGGUGCAAGAUUUUGUUAACUUCUCGAAUCAAAGGGGUAUUGUUGAGCGAAAUGGAUGUGAAGGAAAACUCAAUCUUCUCUGUUGAAGUCUUGGAAGAAAAUGAUGCAGAAAAAUUGUUCAACAAGGUGGCAGGAAUAUCUGAUGAAGAUUCUGCAGAGUUGAAAUCAUUAUCGACUAAAAUUGCCAAUAAGUGUGCAAAGUUGCCAGUGGCAUUAGUAACAGCUGGAAAGGCUUUAAAGAAUAAUAAAAGCAAAUAUGUCUGGGAAAAUGCACUACAAGAAAUCGAAAGGCAAGAAUUGGUUGGAGUGCUAGAGCCUGUGGAGAUUUCUACAAAAUUAAGUUAUGAUCAUUUGAAAAGAGAAGAUCUCAAGUCUAUUUUUAUACUUUGUGCUCAAAUGGGUGAGGAUCUGUUUAUAAUGGAUUUGGUGAAAUAUUGCAUUGGUUUGGGCAUAUUUCAAGGAGUUACGGUAAAAGAAGCUCGGGAUAGAACAAAUAUGUUGAUCAACAAGUUAAAAGACUCAAGUUUGUUGCUGAAUACUAGUUCUUAUGAUUGCAUCACCAUGCAUGAUAUGAUUCGUGAUGCUGCCCUAUCAAUAGCUUCUAAGGAGAAAGAUGCUUUUACCCUAAGAUAUGGUAAACUAGAUGAGUGGCCUGACAAGGAUACAUUUGAAAGGUACACCAGCAUCUCUUUUCAUCAUUGUGAUAUCGUUGAUGAUAUUCCAGAAGGUAUAAAUUGCCCUAGACUCAAAGUCUUCCAUCUUAACAGCAAAGAACCUUGCUUGAAAAUACCAGACAAACUUUUUGAAGGCAUGGGUGAACUAAGAGUAUUAAUAUUGUCUGGUAUUGAUCUAUUAAACUUGCCUUCUUCAAUUAAAUGCCUCAAAAAGCUUAGAAAGCUUUGUUUGGAGCAAUGUCUGUUGGGUGAAAACAUAUCCAUCAUUGGAGAGUUGGAGAAUCUAAGAAUUCUCAGCCUCUCUGGAUCUCGAUUUGAAAUUUUUCCAAGUGAAGUGAGAAAGUUAGGAAAGCUACAAUUGUUGGACAUUAGUAACUGUUCCAAACUUCAAGUGAUUCCAUCUAAUGUAAUAUCAAUGUUGAAUAAUUUGGAGGAGUUAUAUAUGGGAAACAACUUGAUCCAAUGGGAUGUUGAAAGAAAAAUAAACCACAAUGGAAUUGCUUCGCUUAUUGAAUUGAAUCAUCUUCAGCAAUUGAGAAGUUUGGACAUACACAUUCCUGAUAUUGUAGCUUUGCCGAGGAGCUUGUCCUUUGACAAGUUAGAUAGCUUCAAAAUUGUGAUUGGUGACUCAAAAAUGCUUUUGUUAGAAGAUUUCAAGAUGCCUUUCAAGUAUGAGUCAACAAAAGCUUUGGCUCUGCAUCUAAGAAAGGGUGAUGACAUUCACUCCCAAACAGGUAUUAAAAUGUUGUUCAAAAGCAUUGAACAAUUAUUUUUGGGGGAAGUAGAUGGUCUUCAAAAUAUUAUCUAUGAGUUAAAUGUGGAAGGACUUCCAAGUCUUAAACAUUUAACAAUUAUAAAGAACCUUGACAUCCAGUAUAUAAUCUAUUCAAGAGAGAGGAAACAUCAGGCAAUGGCUUUUCCCAAGUUGGAGUCAAUGUGUUUGUAUAAUCUUGAGAGGAUAGAGAAAAUAUGUAAUUGUCAGCUCACAGAUGCCUCUUUUCGCAACUUAAAAGCCGUUAAGAUCAAAAUCUGUGGCCGAUUGAAAAAUGUCUUCUCUUCUUACAUGGUUAGAUUUCUCACAAAGCUUGAAACAAUUGAAGUUUCUGAUUGUGAUUCUUUAAAGUAUGUUGUUGUUGUGGAAAGACAAGAGAACACUACUAACAACAACAAUGCAAAUGAUGAUAGCAUUGCAUUUCCUCAAUUGCGCACUUUGAUAUUGCAAUCUUUACCAGUAUUGGCUUGUUUCUAUGCUAUUGACAAGAAUGUUCCAGUCUCUCAAAUAGAAGCUACUACUGCUUGUCAUCCUCUAUUUAAUGCAAAGGUUUCAUUUCCGAGCCUAGAGAGCUUGGAGUUGUCUUCAAUCAAUGUCAAGGAGGUAUGGGGUGACCAACCCUUCCCAAGUGCCUCCUUUCAAAAUCUGACAAAAUUGAUUGUCAAGGACUGUGGUAGUUUGAAAUAUUUAGUUUCAUCAUCCCUGGCCAAGAGUUUGAUGAAAUUACAAAGCCUUUUUAUUAGAGGAUGUGAUAUGAUGAUGGAUAUUUUUGAUGCUGAAGACGUCAGUUCAGAUGAAGCAGGCAAGGAGGUUGAUGUCUUUCCUCAAUUGAAGAAAAUUGAAAUCACCAGCAUGAAGAAUUUGAAAUCCAUUUGGCAUGGCCAUGCUAGCCUACAUUCCUUUUGCUGUUUGGAAUCUUUGAUCAUCAAAGAUUGUGCAAAACUUGUCACCAUUUUCCCUCAAUACAUGGUAGGAAAAUUUCAUAAUCUUGGCAGCAUGGAGGUUAUCAAUUGUGAGUUGGUGAAUGAGGUAUUUGACCUUCAAUCUACAUCUCAAAUUAGUGGUAGGAAUGAAACAAACUUGCGCAAUCUUCACUUGGAAAACCUACCAAAAUUGAAGCAUGUAUGGAGCAGAGAUCCUCAAGGAAUUCUUAACUUCAAAAAUUUUCAAGAUGUUUCUUUUAUUAGUUGCCCUGGCCUAGAAAAUCUUUUCCCAUUUUCUGUUGCCAUUAAUCUUAUGAAAUUGGAGAGCAUUGAAAUACGUGAUUGUGUGGGGAUGAAGGAAAUUGUAACCAGGGAUGAUACAUCAAAUAUAGUCAAAUUCAUGUUUGAGUUUCCUAAGCUAACCUCGCUUACAUUAGUUGAACUACCAAAACUUAGGAGCUUCUACCAGGGAUCACAUGGUGUAGAUUUCCAAGCAUUGACCGAAUUGGGUCUGACUCGUUGUGACAAGUUGGAAGCAUUUGGCAAGGAAACAGGAAAUUCAGAACUGAAACCAAUUCUCUCAGCUUUAGUUAAGGUGUUAUCCAACUUGGAAAAACUAGCAUUGGGCCCAAAGGAAUGGAAGUGGUUGCAGGACUCUGUUGGUAGUAAUAUGUAUCAAAUGCACAAUAUAAAACAUCUUCUUCUUGAUAGACUGAGUAGUAUUGAAAUUCUCUUAUGGUUUCUUCAGAGAGUUCCUAAUUUAGAAGUCCUAUAUUUGUGGAAUUCUGCUGUCAAACAUGUGUCGCCUAAUGGAAGCCUUGUUUCGCUUCAGAAAAUUGGAACUGUUGGACAACUUAAAGAAUUGAGAUUAUUAGAGUCAUAUCUUCCACAGAAUAUAUGCUUAGAAAAUGAUGGCAUGUUUCAAAGGGUUGAGCGGCUAUACAUUUAUGAUUGUCAUCAUUUGAAAAACUUAUUGCCUUCCCCCGUAUCAUUCAUUUACUUGACAUAUCUGAAAGUUUGGAAUUGUGGCAAAUUAAAGAAUUUAAUUUCUUCGUCCACUGCAAAAUCCUUGGUGGAACUUACCGUACUGAAGGUUGCUGAAUGUGAAAUGAUGGAGGAAAUUAUCACGGUGGAAGAGAAUGCAGAAGACACAGGAGAUGAGAUUGUUUUUGGCAAAUUGAAAAUUUUAAAACUUGAGUCUCUAAGAGACCUCACAAGUUUCUGCAAUUCCAAGGAUAAACUGGUCUUUGGGUUUCCAUCCCUUGAAAAAUUGAUAGUGAGCAACUGCUCUAAGUUGGAAAAUUUCUGUGAGAAAAUCCAAAGCACACCAAACUUGCGAAAGGUCAACAUUGAAGAAGGAGACGAAGGAGAGAAAGGGUGCUGGGAAGGUGAUCUGGAUAGUACGAUUCGAAAGAUUUUUGUGGAUAAGCUGGCACAAUUUGCACGUGAUGUGCAAUAUCUGAAGCUAGGAGACUACCCUAAGCUACAAGAGAUAUGGCAUGGCGUAAUGCCUGUCCCUGAUGGAGGAUUCAAUAAGUUGAAGACUUUGAUAGUGCAUGGUUGCCAUUUCUUAUCAAACAAUGUGAUCCCUUCUCAUUUGCUUGGCUUCCUUUAUAACUUAGAAUACUUAAAAGUACAAAAUUGUGAUUCUGUAAAGGCAAUAUUUGAGGUGGGAUCCUUGCCUUCGCCCUUCCCCAUUCCCUUGAAAACAUUGAUUUUGGAACAGCUCCCUGAUCUGGAGAAUGUUUGGAAUGUGGACCCUCAAGAAAUUCUCAGCUUCCAAUCUUUGCAACUUGUGUUUGUUAAUGGAUGCGGAAGCCUCAAGAGCUUAUUUCCCGCAUCAAUGUCCCAACACAAACUUGAAAGGCUUGAAAUACUACGCAUGCAAUGCUGCGGGGGGUUGGUAGAAAUUGUUGCAAAUGAUGAAAUAAUCCUAAUAGGGGCAAAUUCAAACUCAAUUAUGUUUCCAAGCUUAACUAGGUUGCAUCUACAGAAUUUGCCACAACUCAAGUGCAUCUAUCCAGUAGUAAAUGACUUGGAAUGGCCAAAGUUAAAGGUACUUGAUGUAUAUCAUUGUGAUCAAUUGAAGGUGUUGCCAACACGAGAACAAGAUCAUUUUCCAAUUGAUGUAGGAGCUAUGGUCUCAUUUGAAAAGAAUUUUCCCAACAUAGAGCAAUUGUCACUCAACAAGGAAGACUUCAUGAGAAUUAAUUCGCAAGGACAGUCUCACGCAAACUUCCUUUGUAAAUUGAAAUGCCUCAUAUUGCAAUGCUUCCAUGAUUUUUUGGAUGCAUUUCCAUGUGAACUCUUUCAAAAGGAAUCACUUCCCAACUUAGAAAUGCUUCAAGUGGCUUGUAGCGCCUUCAAAGAAAUUUUCAGCUCUCAAAGACCUAAUGUGGAUCUUGGUACUAAAAUGUUGUCUUCACAUCUCAAAGGGUUGGAAUUAUUUUCUCUGAGGCAUCUCGUAUCCAUAGGGCUAGAGAAGUCAUGGGCAGCACCAACUCUUGAAAACCUAGAAACCUUGAGAGUGGAGAUUUGUCCUUGCUUGAAGAACUUGGUAUCGUCUGCUGUAUCUUUUACAAAAUUAAGGGAAUUGCGUAUAUAUGAAUGUCAAGGAUUGGUAUAUUUGCUCACGUUGUCAACUGCAAGGAGCUUAGUUUCACUUGAAGAGCUUUCCAUUGGCAAAUGUGGAUCAAUACAAGAAAUAGUGCCCAAAGAAGAUGCAUCGGAUGAAGAUGAGAUAACAUUCGAGAAGCUCAAAAGAUUGUCUCUUUACUCUCUCCAAAGACUUGGUAGCUUUCACCUGGGAAUUCUACAUUGA
Messenger RNA from Prosopis cineraria, 6760 nucleotides. RefSeq lists its product as uncharacterized. The transcript has 7 exons. Gene Ontology annotation, molecular function: ADP binding; ATP hydrolysis activity. Lineage: Eukaryota; Viridiplantae; Streptophyta; Magnoliopsida; Fabales; Fabaceae. The record is from RefSeq and is a predicted model, not a curated record. The coding region runs from base 653 to 6760 and encodes 2035 amino acids.